Soboliphyme baturini is the source of this 669-nucleotide messenger RNA. The record is from the annotation of a GenBank genome assembly. NCBI's taxonomy places the organism in Eukaryota, Metazoa, Nematoda, Enoplea, Dioctophymatida, Soboliphymatidae.
AUGUUCCAGCGAAAAUUGCGGGCGCUGAAUUACUGUUUAGCCGAUGAUUUCAACUACACAGACGAGUCGCAUUUCCGAAGUUUCAUCUUAUGGUUAGAGGACCAGAAAAUUCGACUGUACAAAAUCGAAGACCGCAAGCCAUUGCGGGAGAUCGACAGCGAAAAAUGGAACAACGCCUUCUGCAAGUAUUUGGCUGAUCUGAAAUGCCCGUACGCGCCGGACACACAAAGGCCAGAGCUCAUUGACUGGUUACUGGGCGCAGCGGUUCGUUAUGAAUAUCUCGAUCACGCUGUGGAAUACGGCAAAGUUCAGCCCACAAUGCCUGCGAGCAAAUCGGCAUCGAAGACUAGUUCCAACCCUUUGGACAAACUCGACUUUAACGAUCCGGAAUUUGUUAAAGGCGUUAACACCUUAGCUGCUCUAAUUGGAAUUAAUUGUCACUCGGAUCAUUUGGUUACUUUGCAGGCUGAUAAUGUAAACCUCGAUGACUUCGAGUUGGGAUUGGAUACCGGAGACAAAGUUCUUAACCAAGCAUGUAGAGUCUUAAGACUUCUACAUGUAAGUGAAGUCAGGCACCUACAGACUAAAAUUAAUGAAGCUAUCGUCGCUGCUCAAGAGAUCACGGCUGAUCCGAAAACAGACGAAAGAUUAGGAAAAGUUGGAUUUUGA